Porites evermanni is the source of this 14597-nucleotide messenger RNA. NCBI's taxonomy places the organism in Eukaryota, Metazoa, Cnidaria, Anthozoa, Scleractinia, Poritidae. The record is from the annotation of a GenBank genome assembly.
AGUAUUCCAUUUAGGUCAGAGAAAUCCAGCCGUGUUCCGGCAGUCUUGAACGCCAUCAGCAGUGAUCUGCAACCAGUAAGUACCAGUAUGAAUAUAGGAAAGUCUUCGUUUUCGAGAGGAAACUUUCUAAUCCAAAGGGUGCGCAGUUUUAAUCAAGGAAAGAGCUUUAAAGUCAUUUGUGCUCGUGCUGCACCAAGAAUCGUAAAUUUAUAUACAGUUUCAGUGGCUUCUUUUCAAGUGGGAUUCCAACCCGUGAACAUUGCUUCAUUAGUAAGCAAACUAAUAUGAAAUAUAACUGGUAUUCAAACGCCAGGACGUCUCAGCCUCGUCCCCAGGGCGAGCGCGCGUGAAAGAAGCUGUGUAGUUUGAAGUUGAUUUUCAAUUGUCACAAUACAACGUUAUCUUUGAUAAUCUGUUUUAAAAGCUUUUUAUUUAGGUUUGUGCAAUUCCAGUGCUUAUCUCCAACACGCAGACGGUCCUUACGUAACGUUAACCGGCUCAGUGACGUAGUGGCAUUAACACGUGACCCUUCCUACAAGAUCCAAGGUAUGUAUCCUAACGCUAACUUAAAAACUUUCACCCAGAAUAUUCUAAAACGACCGAAGAAGCCUUUGAUCUUUAUUUUAAGCCAUGACCUUGAUUCCAAUGAUCAUCCUACUGAGGCGUACAAAGAUGACUUUCGUGUUACGUUUUGAUGAAUUGCAAAUUCAAGAAGUCAAGUGCGAAAGGGCGGUAAGGGUACUAUCUAGACCGAAACAUACAAGCAAGAGCGACGUCCAGGGAUUAAAAGGGAUUAAUAUCAGCAUUCACUUGUAAAAAUCAAGGGGAAAUUUUCAUGUUGCUUGAAUUCUAAACCAUGUUUUUUAAAAAACCUUAUAUUCAGGUCAGAAAAUUCCCUGAUGACAGCAAACAGAUGGUGUAACCCGGAAGUCUUGCCUCGCAGACCAAAGGUAAGUCAUGAAAAUUACGAACACAUUAAAAAACUGACCAGGAAAGAAAUCGGUAACAACAACAACAAAACAUAGCCCUCGUUCAAGUUGUGGACCUAGAGGGCCCUUUCUUAAAGUUGCACAUAAGGAGGCCCUUUUUGGGAUAUAAAUCUGUAGCCUUUUUUAAAAAAGUUCAUGAUGGCAAGCAUAAUUCAUCCAAAUGCAGUUUCCUUAUAGUUGAAGGUUCCUUUUCGAUCUACAAAUGUAUUGCAUAUUAGAACGCAUCUUCUCAUUCAGUGGACUCCUAAUCCAUGAAGGUUGUUGGAUUUACGAGGUGUUAGUGGGAUUCAAACCCACGCGUAGUAAGAGAAGCGCAAAAUGUAACAGAUUUGAAGUUGUCGAAAGCUAAAUUUCUUGUUCUUGAGAUGUAUUUUACUUAGAUCCUAAAAGACUCCAGAUGUCACAUCCUGUCUGGCCUGCAGUCAUGAAGUCCUACACAGCAGUGACUUAUGAACGAUAUCAGGGAAGCUGCAUACCUUGACAGAGGCAAGUACCAGGAUAGAAAAAUAUCUAUUACUUAACUUUCAACGAACAGUUUGUAAAAAUUUGGUUAACAAGAAAUUACGCUCGGAUGUAAACUGUGAGCGCAGAAAUUCUAAACGUUUUUAUUCGAAUCAAAUGGACUAAGUAUUUGCUAAAAAUGCAAAAAUCGGGGAGACACUUAUUGCAAAUGGAAAAGAUUGGCAAUGAUCGUCAUCGGAGCCCUGAGUAUUGGCUGGGGUUUUGCAAACCAUUUUCGGUUGAAAGUGCAUGUAAAAGAUGUAAAUGAAUUUGAAAAAUAAAGAAUUUCCAUAUAUUUGUUCGUCAUUUUUCCUUACCUAUGUAGAUCGUUGACGUUUAACCCUUUAAGCCCUAAGAGUGAUCAGCAUCAAAUUUCUCCUUGUAAUAUCAAUACUUUGCGAAACAGAGUGGUCAUGGGAAUUUCGGACGAUCAGACGGGAUGAAUUUGCUUGAUAUUUAAUCAACUUCUCCCCACUACCUCUGUUGGAAAUGAACGUACAGGGGCAACAAAUGAGAAUUCAAAUUUUUAUCUUAGGGUUCAUUAACCCUUUAAGCCCUAACAGUGUUCAGCAUCAAAUUUCUCCUUGUAAUAUCAAUGCUUUGUAAAACAGAGCUGUGGUCAUGAGAAUUACGGACAUGAUCAGACGAGAUGAAUUUGCUUGAUAUUUAAUCAACUUCUCCCCACUACCUCUGUAGGAAAUGAAUAGGGAAAGCAAAUGAGAAUUCAAAUUUUGAUCUUAUGGUUUAAAGGGUUAAUUGAGCCAUUUCACUAAUAGUACCUCACUUUUUUUUUCAAUUUCAGAUCUCAGACCAGCUCUACAGGCAGACCUGCAAACUAACCCAUCAAACUAGUCCAUCAAAUCUGACCCCAGAUCACACCACCACAUCUGAAUAUCACAACAGACCAUCGUCAGACCCACCAAAUCAGACCAUCAGAACAGACCACCACUGUCAAACCAGACAACCAGAUCAGAUCAGAUCACCCCACCAGACCACAGACCACAAUCCUUGACUCUUCAGCUUCCAAGCAGCACAGCAUAACCAACAUUCUGAAAUGGUACAGGUCAGGUGCAUUCAUUAUGGGUUGGGUCAAGGGGGGUAUAUAGAGCUCUGGAUGAACCUUGCAAAGCAUACUUUCCACACACGUUGGGCCUCAAGUUUCCGGAAUUUUUUUCGGCUUAACUUAGCUGUAGUUAGAUUAGCCAGCGGGUUCCCUGGGCUGGUAAGGGCCUCCCCUUCCCUUUUUCAUAAGCUGGGUUCCUUUGCAGGUGUUUGGUCAGCAGUAAGUUCGGCUUUUAGGAAUAGGUUAGGUUUUUCGGAUUCGGCUUCGAUUCAAGGAAACGGUUCGGCUGCAUCUUCUUGCACAUUUUCCAGAUGGACUUCGCCACCUCCGCCUUUGUCGUCGUCGUCGUCUUCACUACGGUCUCCCGCUUAGUUGCGCAAAAUUUGACUGACCUAUCACACUUCACUUGACAGUCUAUGCGCUGGGCAAGUGAAGCUUUAAUCCGCAAGGUUCAACCAGACAGUGAUUAUAAUAAGACAUAACUUAGUAAACUAGAGACCUCAGGUCAUUCAGCUACAGUGAGAGGACCUCAUUUGGUCACUGCUUACAAGCUUAGUGGUCUCUCUGGUUACAGGUAGAUAGUUAGAAUAGCCUCGCAAAUUCGGGUCUGCUCCUACAAAUCUGGUUUUUGUUGUUUAAACAGUACGUGUGUGAAGUGAAAUUUUUCAUUGAUGCGCAUUUGCAGACUUGGAACUUGUGAUGGUAGAUCAGUUAACAGGUUUAGUCGCACAACAAAGGUUAUCUGCGACCAGGCGUUUCUUCCCGCCAAGACUGGGUCAACACCUUGUUGCAGGUUGCCAGGGCAUUAUGGGACAGUCCACACACCACAGGCUAGAUCGUUUACAAAUCGUAAGCGUAGGAAGUCUUCGAGACCAAUCUACGACGCAGUUUCAUCGUUGGAGGAACACUAACAAGCCAAUAAGCUAUUUUAAAAAGCCUGCGAAGUAAUCACGAGAAUGCUAUAGUGCCGAAUAUUUCGGGGACACACAUGUGGAGGCCCACCAUACCUUGAUAUGCGUGUCCCUGAAUUGCAUUCAGGUGAAAACCUCGCUGGUUAUAGAUAGUCCUUCAGUAAUUAAGUAGCAGGGGAGGAUACUCUAGUUAUGGCAUCGUUGACACUAAGACGAUCUGAUUUGUCUUCCUGUUAAUUUUGCCUGGCUGGAGGGUUUUCUUCUUAGGAAGUCCUGCAUUGCACUAUGCAGGCACAGAUCGUCUACAAAUGGUAGGCGUACGUAGUCUUCACGUCGACCGUUCGUGGUUAUUGGUUUCUUCGUACUCCAGAGGUCUUCAACAUUUUUCUUCCUCCAAAAUCUCUUGAAGUACGUCAUGACUGGGACCAAAUCCUAUGCAGCACAUUGUUUCUUCAACGUUUUUCUGAAUCUUGUAACAAAAUAUUUGAAAUGUGAAUAAAAUCUAUUUCAUUAUAUUGUUUGAUAUUGUGUUGUGCGUCCGGCGCUAAAUCAAGGGAAGAGACCGGCCGAAAAAAGAAGAACAAAGAACUUUGAGAGCCAUAGAAAGAUAGUCCACUAGCCCAGUUAAUUAAGUAGGUCAGAUACCUUCCUUUGCAGCCAUGAACGGAGAACAAGAAUCACGUCCGAUCAAACCGGACAAUAAUGAUGAUGAUGAUGAUGGUGAUGAUGAUGAUCGUUUAUACUAAGACGUGAUUCUGUUUCUAUGGAAAUAGAAGCCGAUGACAUCGUAGUGUAAACGACUUCAUCAUUAGGAAGGCAAGGUUUAGCCAGAGGAGAAAGCAUAGAGUGAUAACUUUUAAGUGCUGUCUUGACUAACCUUGAAUUUCCAUAACUAAGACCCUACACUUCCCCUCUCCUUCCCUGUGGGAACGAAUUUGAAAAAUUUGAAACGAAUCAAACAAGCGUUUCUUGAAAUUAGGAAAUGGGAAAGGCAAUUUCAAAAACUGCUUCGCACAGAAGUGAAAUUUCAUCGUAUCUCGGUUCCAAUGUUCCGCAAUUGUUGGUCUUGUCGCAUAGUACAAUGUUAGUUGAGACAGCAAAUAUAUUUUAUUAAUAAUGUUAAUUUUAAUUGGCUGGCCGGACUUCAUCUUUGGAGCAACUCUAAGUCAUCUACAACAACAACAACGUCAACAACAACAACAACUUCAUGAAUUAUACCUAUCAACGCCUUGGUCUAUUGGAUUGUUGGUCCCAGUAUCCUUGGUCCUUUGUUGGAGGAACAUGACGACAGAGUACAGCAGCCCAUAUAAGGUAGGGCUGAUUGAUGUUGGUACAAAGUUUGCACAAAGCAAACUCGCCUGGUCUGGAAUAGUGUACGGCAAAUUGAAUUUCAGCGGCACCGUUGCUCUUGUAGAGAGGUCCGUAGGUCGUUGCUAAUGCAAACAUUGCACCACACCAAUCAGCCCAAGUAAUAAUUCAGUGUGGCACAAGGUACGUGGAAUUUGGUUCUUUGUUAGACGAUUAGAUUUUCGGCUCGGUCCAUUCGGCUUUUUCGGUUUUCGAUUCGACUUUCGAUCUGAUUCCGGAUUCGGCGUAAAAAAAUGUGAAGGCUUGGUAUCGACAAUGUUUCGAUAGCAAGCCGCCAAAUAUCCCUGCGUACCGUCCGGGGGACCCUGGUGUGUUUCAUUCGAGGUGUCAGUUUUUUAGGACACAUGUCACACUCCUCGGUCUAGCGAUCCCGGACGCGAAAUUCUUUUAGGAGCGCAUCCCAUCUAUAUAUCACUUGAUUUCUGUAAACGGCUAACUCAAUUCAAUAAAAACACUUAACCUAAAGCGUUGUCUGUGUGAUUUUUUUCUUUAAUUAAGGUUUAGUUUAUAGAGUAAUAACUUAUAAGUACUAAUGACGAUUUGAUUUGCAGGUAUCUCAAAAAAUGCUUGUUGUAAUGGCCUUAAUAAAAAUAAAACAAACAAACAAAACGCUGAGUUGUUAGUGUGAUGUCUUUAAACACCACCACGCGCAUUGACAUUAAGUGUCAUAUCAGUGUGUUCUACUGUAAACACACAAAUAACCAGUUUUUCAUUUUAGGUACUAGUACGUCGAAAAUCAUAUAUUUUUCCGUUUUUUGACUCUACCUCUACUUUUUUCUUGACGGUUAAUGGAUCCGUUUUUGGGGCGCGCCCUCGCAAGAUUGGACAUGACUUUUUUUCGUACCUUUGUACUACUUUCUGGAUGCGUUCUUGAAGAAACGCAUGGCACCUUUGCACUACUUUCUGGAUGCGUUCUUGAAGAAACGCAUGACACUUACAACUUGGCAGUCGGAAGUGAAGCCGUGUUGAAUGCAGAGCAUAAACUGUUAUAUUAGGGUUACUGUAAUUGAAAGCUGAUGAAAAAUAAAGUGUAACAAACAAAAGAAAAACUCAUCAGCUUGUUUUUAUUCUUUACACCAGCACUAUUUAAUCUAAUAAAUAAGUUUUAUUGUGUUGUAACUAGGAGUUUCAUUCCGCAUAAUAAACAAUAAAGGUUGAUUAAGACAAAACCUCUUCAACAGUGUAUUUUUUGCUUAAAGCUAUAAUAAUUUAAGUAAAUUGACAAGUUUUAUUUCAGGAACAUCGGACGCCAUCUUUUUUUCGCUCGAACGCAAGAUCACCGCCACGAAGACGUCUUUUUGGGCGCGCCCUCUCAAGACCGAGCACGUCAAACUGAUCGUUUGACGUAUGCUCUCCAGAAGCUCGUCUUUGGAAGUAUAGUACUUCUGGCUGCGUUCCUGAAGAAACGCAUGGCGACACAGUGGUUACGACUAAAACGACUCCAAGUUCUUAAGGUAAGACAGAAAUUUGUUUCUUCUUUUAGUUGCUUUAACGGUUAGAUGAUCUUUUUGUGUUUCAGAUCUAGUGCGUUAACUAAAUGUUUGUCAGCUCCUAAGAGGUAAGGACGAAGGAAACCGGCCGUGAAGUACACUAAAUCUGAUUUUGCUGAUACAUGCACUUUUCCUUCGGAUAAUACUAAAAUUUAUUCAUACAGGCUUUAGUGGGAUUCAAACCCACGAUCUUUGUUUAGUUACUGGUUUGAAUUUGCUUGAUAUUUAAUCAACUUCUCCCCACUACCUCUGUAGGAAAUGAAUAGGGAAAGCAAAUGAGAAUUCAAAUUUUGAUCUUAUGGUUUAAAGGGUUAAUUGAGCCAUUUCACUAAUAGUACCUCACUUUUUUUUUCAAUUUCAGAUCUCAGACCAGCUCUACAGGCAGACCUGCAAACUAACCCAUCAAACUAGUCCAUCAAAUCUGACCCCAGAUCACACCACCACAUCUGAAUAUCACAACAGACCAUCGUCAGACCCACCAAAUCAGACCAUCAGAACAGACCACCACUGUCAAACCAGACAACCAGAUCAGAUCAGAUCACCCCACCAGACCACAGACCACAAUCCUUGACUCUUCAGCUUCCAAGCAGCACAGCAUAACCAACAUUCUGAAAUGGUACAGGUCAGGUGCAUUCAUUAUGGGUUGGGUCAAGGGGGGUAUAUAGAGCUCUGGAUGAACCUUGCAAAGCAUACUUUCCACACACGUUGGGCCUCAAGUUUCCGGAAUUUUUUUCGGCUUAACUUAGCUGUAGUUAGAUUAGCCAGCGGGUUCCCUGGGCUGGUAAGGGCCUCCCCUUCCCUUUUUCAUAAGCUGGGUUCCUUUGCAGGUGUUUGGUCAGCAGUAAGUUCGGCUUUUAGGAAUAGGUUAGGUUUUUCGGAUUCGGCUUCGAUUCAAGGAAACGGUUCGGCUGCAUCUUCUUGCACAUUUUCCAGAUGGACUUCGCCACCUCCGCCUUUGUCGUCGUCGUCGUCUUCACUACGGUCUCCCGCUUAGUUGCGCAAAAUUUGACUGACCUAUCACACUUCACUUGACAGUCUAUGCGCUGGGCAAGUGAAGCUUUAAUCCGCAAGGUUCAACCAGACAGUGAUUAUAAUAAGACAUAACUUAGUAAACUAGAGACCUCAGGUCAUUCAGCUACAGUGAGAGGACCUCAUUUGGUCACUGCUUACAAGCUUAGUGGUCUCUCUGGUUACAGGUAGAUAGUUAGAAUAGCCUCGCAAAUUCGGGUCUGCUCCUACAAAUCUGGUUUUUGUUGUUUAAACAGUACGUGUGUGAAGUGAAAUUUUUCAUUGAUGCGCAUUUGCAGACUUGGAACUUGUGAUGGUAGAUCAGUUAACAGGUUUAGUCGCACAACAAAGGUUAUCUGCGACCAGGCGUUUCUUCCCGCCAAGACUGGGUCAACACCUUGUUGCAGGUUGCCAGGGCAUUAUGGGACAGUCCACACACCACAGGCUAGAUCGUUUACAAAUCGUAAGCGUAGGAAGUCUUCGAGACCAAUCUACGACGCAGUUUCAUCGUUGGAGGAACACUAACAAGCCAAUAAGCUAUUUUAAAAAGCCUGCGAAGUAAUCACGAGAAUGCUAUAGUGCCGAAUAUUUCGGGGACACACAUGUGGAGGCCCACCAUACCUUGAUAUGCGUGUCCCUGAAUUGCAUUCAGGUGAAAACCUCGCUGGUUAUAGAUAGUCCUUCAGUAAUUAAGUAGCAGGGGAGGAUACUCUAGUUAUGGCAUCGUUGACACUAAGACGAUCUGAUUUGUCUUCCUGUUAAUUUUGCCUGGCUGGAGGGUUUUCUUCUUAGGAAGUCCUGCAUUGCACUAUGCAGGCACAGAUCGUCUACAAAUGGUAGGCGUACGUAGUCUUCACGUCGACCGUUCGUGGUUAUUGGUUUCUUCGUACUCCAGAGGUCUUCAACAUUUUUCUACCUCCAAAAUCUCUUGAAGUACGUCAUGACUGGAACCAAAUCCUAUGCAGCACAUUGUUUCUUCAACGUUUUUCUGAAUCUUGUAACAAAAUAUUUGAAAUGUGAAUAAAAUCUAUUUCAUUAUAUUGUUUGAUAUUGUGUUGUGCGUCCGGCGCUAAAUCAAGGGAAGAGACCGGCCGAAGAAAGAAGAACAAAGAACUUUGAGAGCCAUAGAAAGAUAGUCCACUAGCCCAGUUAAUUAAGUAGGUCAGAUACCUUCCUUUGCAGCCAUGAACGGAGAACAAGAAUCACGUCCGAUCAAACCGGACAAUUAUGAUGAUGAUGAUGAUGGUGAUGAUGAUGAUCGUUUAUACUACGACGUGAUUCUGUUUCUAUGGAAAUAGAAGCCGAUGACAUCGUAGUGUAAACGACUUCAUCAUUAGGAAGGCAAGGUUUAGCCAGAGGAGAAGGCAUAGAGUGAUAACUUUUAAGUGCUGUCUUGACUAACGUUGAAUUUCCAUAACUAAGACCCUACAUUUCCCCUCUCCUUCCCUGUGGGAACGAAUUUGAAAAAUUUGAAACGAAUCAAACAAGCGUUUCUUGAAAUUAGGAAAUGGGAAAGGCAAUUUCAAAAACUGCUUCGCACAGAAGUGAAAUUUCAUCGUAUCUCGGUUCCAAUGUUCCGCAAUGGUUGGUCUUGUCGCAUAGUACAAUGUUAGUUGAGACAGCAAAUAUAUUUUAUUAAUAAUGUUAAUUUUAAUUGGCUGGCCGGACUUCAUCUUUGGAGCAACUCUAAUUCAUCUACAACAACAACAACAACUUCAUGAAUUAUACCUAUCAACGCCUUGGUCUAUUGGAUUGUUGGUCCCAGUAUCCUUGGUCCUUUGUUGGAGGAACAUGACGACAGAGUACAGCAGCCCAUAUAAGGUAGGGCUGAUUGAUGUUGGUACAAAGUUUGCACAAAGCAAACUCGCCUGGUCUGGAAUAGUGUACGGCAAAUUGAAUUUCAGCGGCACCGUUGCUCUUGUAGAGAGGUCCGUAGGUCGUUGCUAAUGCAAACAUUGCACCACACCAAUCAGCCCAAGUAAUAAUUCAGUGUGGCACAAGGUACGUGGAAUUUGGUUCUUUGUUAGACGAUUAGAUUUUCGGCUCGGUCCAUUCGGCUUUUUCGGUUUUCGAUUCGACUUUCGAUCUGAUUCCGGAUUCGGCGUAAAAAAAUGUGAAGGCUUGGUAUCGACAAUGUUUCGAUAGCAAGCCGCCAAAUAUCCCUGCGUACCGUCCGGGGGACCCUGGUGUGUUUCAUUCGAGGUGUCAGUUUUUUAGGACACAUGUCACACUCCUCGGUCUAGCGAUCCCGGACGCGAAAUUCUUUUAGGAGCGCAUCCCAUCUAUAUAUCACUUGAUUUCUGUAAACGGCUAACUCAAUUCAAUAAAAACACUUAACCUAAAGCGUUGUCUGUGUGAUUUUUUUCUUUAAUUAAGGUUUAGUUUAUAGAGUAAUAACUUAUAAGUACUAAUGACGAUUUGAUUUGCAGGUAUCUCAAAAAAUGCUUGUUGUAAUGGCCUUAAUAAAAAUAAAACAAACAAACAAAACGCUGAGUUGUUAGUGUGAUGUCUUUAAACACCACCACGCGCAUUGACAUUAAGUGUCAUAUCAAUGUGUUCUACUGUAAACACACAAAUAACCAGUUUUUCAUUUUAGGUACUAGUACGUCAAAAAAUCAUAUAUUUUUCCGUUUUUUGACUCUACCUCUACUUUUUUCUUGACGGUUAAUGGAUCCGUUUUUGGGGCGCGCCCUCGCAAGAUUGGACAUGACUUUUUUUCGUACCUUUGUACUACUUUCUGGAUGCGUUCUUGAAGAAACGCAUGGCACCUUUGCACUACUUUCUGGAUGCGUUCUUGAAGAAACGCAUGACACUUACAACUUGGCAGUCGGAAGUGAAGCCGUGUUGAAUGCAGAGCAUAAACUGUUAUAUUAGGGUUACUGUAAUUGAAAGCUGAUGAAAAAUAAAGUGUAACAAACAAAAGAAAAACUCAUCAGCUUGUUUUUAUUCUUUACACCAGCACUAUUUAAUCUAAUAAAUAAGUUUUAUUGUGUCGUAACUAGGAGUUUCAUUCCGCAUAAUAAACAAUAAAGGUUGAUUAAGACAAAACCUCUUCAACAGUGUAUUUUUUCCUUAAAGCUAUAAUAAUUUAAGUAAAUUGACAAGUUUUAUUUCAGGAACAUCGACGCCAUCUUUUUUUCGCUCGAACGCAAGAUCACCGCCACGAAGACGUCUUUUUGGGCGCGCCCUCUCAAGACCGAGCACGUCAAACUGAUCGUUUGACGUAUGCUCUCCAGAAGCUCGUCUUUGGAAGUAUAGUACUUCUGGCUGCGUUCCUGAAGAAACGCAUGGCGACACAGUGGUUACGACUAAAACGACUCCAAGUUCUUAAGGUAAGACAGAAAUUUGUUUCUUCUUUUAGUUGCUUUAACGGUUAGAUGAUCUUUUUGUGUUUCAGAUCUAGUGCGUUACGUUAACUAAAUGUUUGUCAGCUCCUAAGAGGUAAGGACGAAGGAAACCGGCCGUGAAGUACACUAAAUCUGAUUUUGCUGAUACAUGCACUUUUCCUUCGGAUAAUACUAAAAUUUAUUCAUACAGGCUUUAGUGGGAUUCAAACCCACGAUCUUUGUUUAGUUACUGGUGGUCAUAAUCGACCAAAGAGAGCAGUUUUCAAGACGUUUGGUUUCAAAUGAUCCAAUGAAUCUGUUUUAUGACAGCUAACAGGUGGAAAUUGAUUGGGUGUUACCAGCAGACAAUUUCAAGGCUUUCUCAUGGAAAUACAGUUUGUAAUUGGUUACCAACCGCUCGACAAAGACAGUGUUUCGAUAUUACUUACUUUGAUUUUAAAGAAUUUUUUCAUUUAGGUCAGAGAAGUCCAACCGUGUUAUGGCAGUUCCGAACUCCCAUCAGCUGCAUGUAAACUGUAAGUACCACAGCAAAUGAAAGUCUUCGCCAGCAAGAGGAAAAAAUUCUCAACAAAGAAUGCGUGGUUUCGUUGAAGGAAAGAGUUUUAAAGUCAACUGUUCUACUUACUCGCCAAAAGUCGUACCUUUAUAGGUAAACUCACCUGGCAUCUGUUCCAGUGAGAUUCCAACCCGUGAAUAUUGCUUCAUUAGUAAGCAAAUCAAUAUGCAAUAUUACUGGUAUUCAAACACCAGGACUUCUCAGCCUCGUCCCUAGGGUGAGGGCGCCUGAGAAAAAACUGUAGUAUGAAACUGAUUUUCAACUGGCAUCGUGCAACUUUUGCUUUAAUAAUCUGUUUUAAGAAGCUCUUGAUUUAGGUCUGUGUCACUCCAGAGGCUGUCUCCAAUCCACAGUCACUAAAACCACCUAUUUACCAGCCCAAUGAAAUAGCAGAGCACGUGACCCUACAAGAUCUAAGGUAAGAACCAGAAAGGUCAAAAUGCUCACCAAAAAUAAGGUACAAAAAAGAAAUUAUACAAACGCGUUCAAAAAGUAUGACCAGGAAGAAAACUGAUAACAAGAACAGCUCAUGGCCUUUGCUCAAGUUUUGGAUCCCUCACUAAAAGAUGUACAGAAUGAGGCUCUUUCGGAAUUAGGACCUGUGACCUUCGUUUAGCGGUUCAUGAUAUAACGCAUAUUUCGUCAAACAACGAGAACUAAAUUGCGCAGGGACAUAUUCUAGCUUUCAGUGUCAUCCAAAUGCAUUUUCGUUAGUUAAAGGUCCUUUCCUUCGAUGGACUUCUAAUCCAUUUCCUACUAAGAAAUUGUCGAAAGCUAAAUUUCUUGUUGCUUAGAUGUAUUUUAUUUAGAUCAUAAAAGACUCCAGAUUUGGCACCCUGUCUUGAUGUGGUUUGCAUAAAUGAAUUCCUAGCCAGCACUGACUUGUUAGCGAUAUGAGGGAACCUGCUUAACUCGGCAAAGGUAAGUACAAGAAUAGAGAAAAAGCUAAUAGUCAUCUUUCAGCACGUAUUUUGUAAUAAAAUUAGCUGAAAAGAAAUUGGGCUGAGAUUGAAACUGUGCUUCGAAAAUUCUUAAAUUUUGUCUCGAAUUAACUGAACUAAGCAUUUAUGGACACUGAAAAAAUCUAGGAGCAGAAAGGGGGGUAGCCCCACCUUUAUUCUGUCAAAACUUUCAGUGAAUUUGCUUGUGGUCUUGUUACUUUUUUUUUCUAAAAACAUGUAGGUACCUAUCUGGUGAGACAACGUCAUGAGCAGAGGAGGACUGAGAGUGACUGACACCUAGCGCCUAUUACAUCAAUUAUGAUGAUUAAUUAUCUUAUUGAUGGGGAUGAUGACCUGAUGACCUGAUGUACCUGACCUUUUCAGGUGAAACGUGCAUUGGCACUUAACUAGAAAUGUGUGUAUCACAGACCUCAAGAGGCUUGGGGAAGGGUAGAGUGUAAUAUAAUUGUCCAGCUCAAAAUGACCUUAUAAUAGUAUAACCGCAGCAAAGGCAAUGGGUCUUGAGUUUUGCCGAUAGUUCGAAUGGUCUUGACGUUCUUGUCGGAGGAUUUUUAAAAGGUCAGUGGAGACAAAACUGAAAAUAAUGACAUGAUGGACUAAUCUGAAGCACACAAAAAAAAAAUGGCAAAAAAGGAAAUAUAUGAAGAAAAAUGGAACAAAAAUGAACUUAAAAUAAGAAAUAAAUAAAAAAGAAAAUAAAUUUUAAAAAUAGUACAAUAAUAAUACUCAAUAAGCCAUCGUUAAAAAUAAAUUAAAAAUAAAGUCAAAUAAAUAAUAAGAGAAUACGAAAAACAAUAGUAAUGAUUACGAUAAUGAUAGUAAAAGAGAAAAGGAAAACUGAAUUGCAACAAAAAAGACUUAAUUGAUUUUUUGAAAGCGAAACUGCAGGGACAUUAAGGCAGUCUCCUUUCAAAAAUCAGAUCAGAAGAAUUCUUUUAUUUUUAAGGUCUUUUUAGUUGCUACUUUUAAUGAUUUUCCUUUUCUAUUACUGUCAUUAUAAUCAUCAUUACUAUUAUUAUUAUUAUUAUUAUUAUUAUUAUUAUUGUCAUUUUAAGUUCCUUUUUUUUACAUUUUUCUGAUGUAUUACCUUUUUGUCUUUACUCUUUUGUCCAUACGUCAUUAUUUUUAAGUUUUAUCUCUAUAAUACUAAGUUUGAAACAUUUGUAUCAAAUUUUCAACCGAGUCGAUUUCCAAGUAAAUAAGGACGGCUUGACCAUCCGAAUUAUCUGAUAAAGCCAAGUCCUUUUUGUCUCUGUUUUUUUUUUUUUCUUAAUAAGUUAAGUACAUGCUUUGAUCCAAUGAAUGAUAAACAAAUGAAGGAAAACUCAUUUUUAAAAACUUUGAUAAUAAGUUCAGUUGAACGUGUGGUCUUGAUUUCUUGAGAGAUAUAGGAACAGUGAGCCUUGACAAGCUGGGCAACCUGAUGAGGUAUCGUGAGGUGAAGAGGCUAAACGUGGAUGACAGAAACCUGUUACAUGGAUGAUGAUGAUGAUGCCGACAAUGAUGUUGACGAUUGUGCUCGCGACGAUGACGACGAUGAUGUUGACAUUGAUGACAAUGCUGACGGCGAUGCUGACGAUGAUGAUGAUGAUGUUGAUGCUGACAAUGAUGAUGAUGAUGUUGAUAAGGAAUAUGACGUCGCUGAUGAUUAUGAUGAUGACCACGAUCAUUCUGACGAUGAUGACGAUAUAGACGACGAUGAUGAAUAUAACAACGAUGCGAAAAAUGAUGAUGAUGAUGACGUUUUUAAGAAAUGUUUUCUCUGAUGAAGAAACUCGGAAGCUCAGUAAUUGGCCAUGGCGACGUUGAAAUUGGUGAGUACAGAACAGUAAUCUUUCUUCUCUCACUCGAAUAUCAACGAGGGAGGCGCGUGGAAUAUUCCUUCCCGGCAUACCGUAAUAGUCUGUCUCCCGCUGCCGUUCCAUGACCGGCAGAGAUAAGAGAGUUGGCUGGGAACGAGCCAUCUUUGAUAGAGUAAACGCAAAGAGCUAAAAACUGCAACGGGAGGAGUGAGGGAAAUCUACAUGUAAGCUUUGAUAAUGUGUCCAGUUAAACUAGAGGUCUUUGCUCGUCAGAGUCAUCAGCUUUCCCUGUUGUAUUAAAACUGUGAAUUGCAAAAGAGGGACAAAAAACGUGGUCCUAGCUGGCCUAAGACACCUUGGAAUUCAAUUAAGGACUGUGAAAAAGAGAUUAGAAUUGGAAGUGGGCAUUGAUUGCACUUACCUCUAUGAUAAAAUUAAGGCUAUAAGCUGUAAAAUACACGACGAAAAUAUUCUGCUGCAUAGCAAAAUAAAGCGGGGAGAUCCUUAAUUAAAAACAAAACAAUAAAUUGUGUCUUCUUUUUUCGACCCAACAGCUUCACGGAAGAGAUUGCUAGUGGAGUGUCCAGUGUUGGAGGAUGA